Messenger RNA from Heterostelium album PN500, 1167 nucleotides. RefSeq lists its product as uncharacterized. Bases 1 to 1167 code for a protein of 388 amino acids. NCBI's taxonomy places the organism in Eukaryota, Evosea, Eumycetozoa, Acytosteliales, Acytosteliaceae. The record is from RefSeq and is a predicted model, not a curated record. The transcript is spliced from 4 exons.
AUGAUUACUCGAGCAAUUUAUAAUAGAUUAUCUUUAAAUAUAAAGAGUAGUAGAUCAUUUUCAUCAUCAUCAUCAUCAUCAUCAUCAUCAUCAGUUUUCAGAUCUACUUUUCAACAAAGUUCAUUAUGUAAUAGAUAUAAUACUGUAUUAUUUUCAAACUAUCAAAGAAAUAAUAAUUAUAAUAACAUCGGUAAUAUAUAUAACUACUCAACAACAAAAGAUAACAAUGAAACACAACAAGCAGCAGCAGUAAAAGAAGAAAACAAACAACAACAACAACCAACAGAAAAAAUUGAAAAUAAAGAAGAGAAGAUUCAAACUGAUGCUUCUGAAACAACCAAAGAAGAAGUAGAAUCAAAGAUCGAUACAUCAACAUCAACAACAUCAUCACCUGAUAAUAAACAAGAAAAUGAAGAUAAUGCUACUGAGGAGACAACUUUAGAUAAUAAAUAUAUAGCUCUAAUUAGAAAUGUACCAAGUUUAAAAGAUAUUCAAACAAUAGAGAGUGAAGGUGAUUUGAAUAGCGAGGUAUUAAAGAAUUAUAAAACAGAAUCGAAUGAUGCAGCGGAAAUACCAAGAUAUCUUAUACAUGCACUCAUUUUCUCACGUGGUAGAAGCCUACCGAUGCAAUCGUUGACACCAUUUGCAUACAUGUCGAUCAGACCUAGUUUCUCUGUGUUCCUCUACUCUCUAAUGCCAUGGUUAUACAACAAAGAUUUCCCAAAAUGGAUAAACUAUGAUGAUUUCAUUGUUAAUUCAACAGUAUCAGUAUUUAAAAUGUUUGAAAUGGCAUCGAAUAAUGAUAUGAGUGCACUCGAAAGCAUUGCUUCAGGAUCGUUAGGUUUGAACAAUCUUUUGUAUGUACGUGACUUGUUCUAUACUCACAAGCGUAUUGCUUAUCAAGCUAAAUUCAAUGAUUGCAAGAUUGCCUUUAUCAAUACAACAAUUGAAAAAGAUAUCAUUAGAAUCAAUGUACAAUAUCAAAUCUAUUGUCAAUUAGAUGUAAAUAUACCAAAGACAAAUGAUAUAACAUUCCCAAUUAGAAAUCCUGCUGAUGCAGAGACUGUUUCAAAGGAUUGUGAUUAUUUAAUAUCGAUUACAUGGUCAUCUAAAUUACCAGAAUCACAAAAUGAAGAUGAUCUAGAUUGGAAGAUGACAAUCAAUUAA